This is a messenger RNA of Ceratotherium simum simum (southern white rhinoceros), 553 nucleotides long. RefSeq names its product H4 clustered histone 1 (gene H4C1). Gene Ontology annotation, cellular component: nucleosome. The record is from RefSeq and is a predicted model, not a curated record. Gene Ontology annotation, molecular function: structural constituent of chromatin; DNA binding; protein heterodimerization activity. NCBI's taxonomy places the organism in Eukaryota, Metazoa, Chordata, Mammalia, Perissodactyla, Rhinocerotidae.
UGCGAGUUUCCGGGGAUUGGAGGAGGGAUUAAAGGCGGGGACUGUUGUCGUCACAUUUCCCGCCUGCGCGCUUUCAAUUCUCUAUAACUGCUAGGGGCGGGGGAAGUGGUUAUAUAAGGAUCGGCUCUCUGCUUCUUUGUUACUUGCUGUUGGUUCGCUUCUGGGAGGACAAUGUCUGGACGCGGCAAAGGCGGGAAGGGUCUGGGUAAGGGAGGCGCCAAGCGCCACCGCAAAGUUCUGCGGGACAACAUCCAGGGCAUCACCAAGCCCGCCAUCCGGCGGCUGGCCCGGCGCGGCGGCGUCAAGCGCAUCUCUGGCCUCAUCUAUGAGGAGACCCGUGGUGUACUCAAGGUCUUCCUGGAGAACGUGAUCCGGGACGCCGUCACCUACACCGAGCACGCCAAGCGCAAGACGGUCACCGCCAUGGACGUCGUCUACGCGCUCAAGCGUCAGGGACGCACUCUCUAUGGCUUCGGCGGCUAAACUUUACGACUUUGCUACCAGGACUUUGCAUUACUCAACCAAAGGCCCUUUUCAGGGCCACCCAUCUACU